Aspergillus pseudonomiae is the source of this 1628-nucleotide messenger RNA. Its product is annotated as major facilitator superfamily domain-containing protein. Gene Ontology annotation, biological process: basic amino acid transport; transmembrane transport. Gene Ontology annotation, molecular function: basic amino acid transmembrane transporter activity. The record is from RefSeq and is a predicted model, not a curated record. The coding region runs from base 42 to 1628 and encodes 528 amino acids. Gene Ontology annotation, cellular component: fungal-type vacuole membrane. NCBI's taxonomy places the organism in Eukaryota, Fungi, Ascomycota, Eurotiomycetes, Eurotiales, Aspergillaceae. The transcript has 10 exons.
UGUUAAUCGGAUGUUCAUUGACCCUCAGAAAAUCGAGCAAAAUGACGGCCGACGAAGAAUCGCCUUGUUUGCAAUCAACUACGAUCCCACGAAGUCCUGAGUCCGACCUUGAACUAAGACGAAAGUCUGAACGCGCCAAUAAAUUGGUCAUCUAUGGUUCUUUUAUUGGCGUGUUCCUUGCGUCUGCCGAUGAGUCACUUGUCAUCUCAACAUGGAGCUCCAUUGCUUCGCAAUUCAACCGUCUAUCGGAAGGGUCGUGGCUGCUGGUUGCAUAUAAUUUUGGCUAUUGUGUCUCGUUACCAGUGUAUGGAACGCUCAGCGACACAUAUGGACGGCAGAAUGUCCUCCUUUGGGCGUAUUUUCUGUUUGCUUUGGGAUGCCUGGCAUGUGGCACCAGCGUUUCCUUGAUCCAGCUCAUUCUGGCCAGAGUACUGGCUGGUAUUAGUGGGGGCGGCAUGGUUGCCCUAGUUUCCAUUAUUAUAACCGAUUUGAUGCCUCCAAACGAGGUGGCACUGUUCCGGGGGUAUGCCAACGUGGUCAAUGUGGCUGGUCGCAGUUUGGGCGCCCCGGUUGGGGGCUUUCUGAUCACGACACUGGGAUGGAGAUGGUCUUUUCUAGGCCAACUCCCUCUCAUCAUUAUUUGUAUGAUGGUCGCAUAUUACGGCCUUCCCUCGUCGUUGAACCAGAGCAAGACAAAUGACGACCAGGAUCUUCCCCAAUCCCCAGCGUCCCACAUCGACUAUGGCGGCAUUAUCAGCUUUGCUACAGCGAUCGUCAUGUUGUUUUUUUUUUUGAUCCAAAGCUCGAAUACGACAGACGAUCGACCAAUACUACCAUUCUUAGCGUCUGUGUUCGCAAUCGCCGUUGCAGUCUUCCUCUUGACGGAGGCAUACUGGGCCAGAAAUCCCUUGAUACCUUUGAGCUUAGUGAGGGGUUCCUUGGGAGGGUACUUCGUGGGACAAUUGAUGUUACUAACUGGUCGCUCGGCGCUUAGCAGUAACAUGGUCCCGUACUUUAUCCGAGUCGAAAAGGCAACUGAUAUCCUCGCAUCCUUUACCUACGUCGUCACCGCGGUGGGUGUCUCAGUCGGCGGCCUGAUCGCAGGCGCCAUCAUCAAACGGACCAACCGAUAUAAGACAAUGAGUGUAAUGGCAGUGGGAUCCACUGCCUUGCUAUCUAUUCUAAUUUACAUCCGCUACCGCGAUGGCUGCUACACCUGGGAACUAGUCUAUCUCUUCCCGUCCGGCGUGUCCAAUGGCAUACUCUUCUCCACGCAAUUCAUCGGGAUGUCUCUGACUGCGCCUAAAGAGCGACUUGCCACUUCGACCGGGAUCUACUACCUCUCCCAGCAGUUGGGGUUUAUUGUCGGUCCGGCGGCUUCGGUCGCUGUUGUUCAACGGCGGUUUGCCAGUAGCCUUUCAGAAGGUCUGGAGGGGUUUAAGGAGAAAAGGCUUAUUGAUCAAAUACUGAAUGACCUGCGAUUCUCCGAGAGCUUGCCAGAAAGAGUCCAAAGUAUCGUCCGGUCGAGCUAUCUGUAUGGGUUUCAGUUUGUACCAUUACUUGGCACGGUGUCUAUCUUGUUCAUGUUGCCAAUCGUGCUACUGCUGAAGGAAAGAAGAAUCGAAUGA